Molecule: messenger RNA, 1008 nt
Organism: Urocitellus parryii (Arctic ground squirrel)
Lineage: Eukaryota; Metazoa; Chordata; Mammalia; Rodentia; Sciuridae
Source: RefSeq, a predicted model, not a curated record
AUGGAGUUAUGGAGUCUGAGAAGUCCAGGAGCUGCCAUCUGCCAGCUGGAGACACAGGAGUGCCAAUGUGUCAAGGGAGACUGGGCAUUUGAGCCCUUGGACUCCAAGGAGGACUCAUCCUCCGGCAGCAGCUGCCCUGACACAGAGCACUGCAUUUCAGAACCCAAAUUUAACCAGAGCCUCUCUGUAGGCUCUUUCCCCUUUGAAGACAGCACUGACUKYGAAGACUUGACCUCUGAGGGUCUUCCUGGCCUCAUCCUCCCUCCUGUCCAAGGGGCCUGGGGAACCAAGAGUGUAAGGAGAUCCAUGGGUAGAAGAAAUAAAAUCCAGGACAAGCCAGAGAAGCUUCGUGAAAAAGCCAUCAUUGAGAUCUUGUACUCCUAUCUGAGCUGCCUCCAGGAAGAUGCACUAGCUGGCUGGCCUCAAAGUGAUGACUACCAGAGGAUGGACAAGUGCCAACAGGAGACGGUCACUCAGGCCUUCUGCGAAUUCGAUGAUCUCAUGAAAAAUAUUAAGGCAUUUCUAGACAAUACAAAUGAUGACGAAGACAAUUUCUCGGUGCUUUCUGAUCCUCCUCAGGAGGAGGAUGUUCAGCCAUCCAGAAGUGUCUCUUCCCAUAUGGAUCAGGUCGUUCCUGAAGAACACGAGGAUUGUCAGGACUUGCCCAAGUGGAAACCACCAGAAAAUGGAGAUACCACACAGUUUCCAGAAAUGCCUCUUGGGCUUGAGGAUGAUGAAAUUGUUGAGAUGGAAAGCCAGGAGACUGGCACUGCAGAAAGUGCCUCAGUCUCAGCAGAGCAGUCAGACGAAGAGGACGUGCCUUCAGACGCAGAAAGCAUUUCCUGUCUGAAUUAUAGAGGCUUCUUCCACUGGCUCAGGAAGCAAGUGGUCUCCUACCUGCCAGGGAGAAAGCGCCAUGAGAGGGCCAACAAGGUCCCCAUUCUGCUGGCACUAAAGAGAAGACAUUUUGUUGGAGGCCACAGACUCCUACCUCAAGAAUCCUUCUAG